Messenger RNA from Coregonus clupeaformis (lake whitefish), 1539 nucleotides. RefSeq names its product DNA-directed RNA polymerase I subunit RPA34. The coding region runs from base 311 to 1270 and encodes 319 amino acids. Gene Ontology annotation, biological process: transcription by RNA polymerase I. The transcript has 3 exons. The record is from RefSeq and is a predicted model, not a curated record. Lineage: Eukaryota; Metazoa; Chordata; Actinopteri; Salmoniformes; Salmonidae.
UCGCGAGGGCCUUCGUGAGUACGUGCCUCGAGAACAGCAUCAUUUGCGUCUAAAAAGCGAAUAUUGACUGCACACAGACCAUGGUUUACGAAAAGUUAUCAUAUGGAUAUGAAUCGACACUGUAUGUAAAAGAAGAUAUAUUUACAAUGGAACCGAUAUGCGCAUCUCGCGCAGCCCAGAUCCUCGUGAACCGAGCUAGCUAGUGUAUCCAGGUCAAAGGUAUUUCUUUUUGUAACAAAACAUGUUGUUGCAGACAUGCGCUUUUAGUUAGACUAAGUUAAAUUUAGCCAUUUAUCAGUACUCAGAGAUCAUGCCAAAAGACGUAUCUUCAUCAAGUGAUGAGGCAAGUGACACCGAGGAGGUUCCGCAAAAACGGAAAAAGCUGGCUUCAAGGUAUCAGUGUCCAGCUGAUUUUGUGGCAUUUGCCCACAAACCCUGUGCCAGUACCCUCAUCGAAAGGGUUCGUGAUGACAACACAGAAUUAUGGCUCAUCAAAGCUCCCAGCAGUUUCAACCCGGACAGUUUCAGCAGUCUGAAGAUGCCUCUGUCUGGGCUGCAGACCAUGCAGGCCCCUGCCCAGCAGGCGCGUGGCGGUGGUGGGAAUGCCAGGAAGAUCUACAGUGUGCUGGGUGGGCCCUCUGGUGCUGCGGACCUCCACCUCCUCACCAGCCACCGCCAGAGGCUCGACUCAGUGGUCUGUGCCCCGGCCUUCAGUGGCCUCCUCAACAUCUGUGAGAGCUACGGCGACUGCAGCACCAACCAGACCCCCAUAGCCAUCCCAGCCACCCCAGCCCCCACCGCGCCCCCGGGGCUCCGCCAGCGCUUCCAGCCUUUCGGAAGCAGGACCCCCACCCUCUCCAGACUGAUGGAGGAUACAGCCGAUACUCCGCUGCCGUCUUCACUAGAGACGCCUCUCAGGGUCACACUGGAUCCGGGGGAGGAGAGGAAGCGCAAGAAGAAAGAGAAACGUAUAAAGACUGAGGAGGAGGAGGAGGAGGAGGUAAGGGUGGUCAGGGUGAAGCAGGAGCUGCUAGACAUGAGCCCAGAGGAGCCCUAUGAACUUCCUGGGCAGGAAGCUGAGCUCUCAGAGGAGGAGAAGAGGAGGAGGAAGAAGAAGAAGAAAAAGAAGGAUAAGGACAGAGAUGUAUAUUUUAAUGUAAUUAAGGAAGAGGUGGAAGUUAAAGUUGAACCGAUGGACAGUUCCUAUGGUGACGUUGAAGAUUCUGGAAAAAAGAAAAAGAUGAAGAAAAACAAGCAUGACGAUGACUAAUCUGUUGAUUUUCAUGGUCAUCUGGCUUUGUGAAGUUAUGCUAUGAUAUAAUUGUAUCAUUCAAUUAAGCAGUACAACAUCAUUAUUAUGCUACUGUACUGUCAUUUGGCUUUUGGGGGUACAUUUUAUCGUCCAACAAAACCUAGACAAUAACAUACCAUAGUGUUCAGACUUGUGCCUCUUUAUUCACACUGAACAAAAAGCUUAUUUUUCUCAAAUUUUGUGCACAAAUUUGUUUACAUCCCUGUUCGUGGGCAUUUCUACCUUGC